This is a messenger RNA of Pyrgilauda ruficollis (rufous-necked snowfinch), 1565 nucleotides long. RefSeq names its product prostate transmembrane protein, androgen induced 1 (gene PMEPA1). Gene Ontology annotation, molecular function: R-SMAD binding. The transcript is spliced from 5 exons. The coding region runs from base 404 to 1315 and encodes 303 amino acids. Gene Ontology annotation, cellular component: Golgi membrane; early endosome membrane. The record is from RefSeq and is a predicted model, not a curated record. Gene Ontology annotation, biological process: negative regulation of transforming growth factor beta receptor signaling pathway. NCBI's taxonomy places the organism in Eukaryota, Metazoa, Chordata, Aves, Passeriformes, Passeridae.
GGCCGCGUCCCCGUGGCCGUGAAUGAGCGCGGGGGGCGGGAGCGGAGCGGGAGCGGGCGGGCCGCGCUCCCAUCGCGCUCCCACCGCGCCGCGCCCCACAAAAGUGCGGGGCUGCCGCGGCCGGGCCCAGCGCUGCCGCUUCCCGGGCCGGAGGGGCGCGGAGCAGCCGCGGGGCCGAGCGGAGCCGCUGCCGGGGGCGCUGCGCCGCGCCGGGUUUUUUAUUUCCAAUUUCUGAUCGCAGCUGCAUUUCCCUCCCUCCGCCCCCCCGCGCCGAGGAGGAGCCCCGGCUUUAUGUGGUGCUGCCCGGGGAGCGCUCGGCGGCCGGGAAGUUCUUUGUGUCGCCGUCGCCUUCCUUUUUUUUUUUUUUUUUUUUUUUUUUUUUUUUUUUGGUGUGAGUGUUUAAAUGUAUAACUUCAUGGGGCUGAACAGCACGGCCGUAGCUAUUCAGCCCAAUGUGUCCUGCACAUGCAACUGCAAAAGGUCUUUGUUCCAGAGCAUGGAGAUCAGCACUGAAUGUUUAGGUCGCACCUUUCCAGGUAAACUGGCGGAGUUGGAGUUUGUACAGAUAAUCAUAAUCGUGGUGGUGAUGAUGGUGAUGGUGGUGGUGAUCACGUGUCUGCUGAACCACUACAAACUCUCUGCGCGAUCCUUCAUCAGCCGGCACAGCCAGGGCAGGCGGCGAGACGAGAACCUCUCCUCAGAGGGAAGCCUGUGGCCUUCGGAAAGCACCGUGUCGGGGACCGGCAUCACCGAGCAGCAGAUCUACACCCCGCGGCCCAGCGAGCGCCUGGCAGUGCCCUCCUUCCUGCAGAGGGACCGCUUCAACCGCUUCCAGCCCACGUACCCGUACCUGCAGCACGAGAUCGACCUGCCGCCCACCAUCUCGCUGUCGGACGGCGAGGAGCCCCCGCCCUACCAGGGACCCUGCACGCUGCAGCUGCGCGACCCCGAGCAGCAGAUGGAGCUCAACAGGGAGUCCGUGCGGGCCCCCCCAAACAGAACCAUCUUCGACAGUGACUUGAUAGAUAACUCCGUGUUCGGGGGGCCGUGCCCGCCCAGCAGUAACUCUGGCAUCAGUGCCACCUGCUACGGCAGCAGCGGCAGGAUGGAGGGGCCGCCGCCGACCUACAGCGAGGUGAUCGGCCACUACCCCGGCUCCACCUUCUACCAGCACCAGCAGAACAACAACGGGAUGCCCCCCAUCCUGGAGGGCAGCAGACUCCAUCCCUCACAGAUCAAUGGCCUUGAGAGCACAACGACGACGACGACGGCGUGGAACAAAGAGAAAGAGAAACAAAAAGGGCACCCCUUUUAAAAAGAAAAAAAAAAGAAAAAAAGAGGAAAAAUGACAAAAAAAAAAAGGCAAGAAAGUAAAUGAAACACUCUGCACUUCUCAUGAAAAGAAAAAGGAGAGAGAGAGAGUUGAGGAAGAUGAGCAAAGAAAAAAAAAAAGAAGCCCUUCCCCAUCUCUCCGUGUAUAAAUAUUUACUUGUUAUGUCUGGUCUGAAUGCACAAGCCUACCAAGCUUGCAAAAACAUUUCUUUAUUGAGCUGUGUCUAGACGUU